GCCACGCAGUCCAGCCCCCUUCUCCCCCGGAGGAAGACAGAGGGCCCUAGGGAGGGAAGGGACCCCCAAGGGCCACGCAGUCCAGCCCCCUUCUCCCACCGUGGAAGACAGAGGGCCCUAGUGAGAGAGAAGGGACCCCCAAGAGCCACGCAGUCCAGCCCCCUUCUUCCACGGAGGAAGACAGAGGGCCCUAGAGAGGGAAGGGACCACAAGAGCCACGCAGUCCAGCCCCCCUUCUCCCACGGAGUAAGACAGAGGGGCCUAGAGAGGGAAGGGACCCCCAAGGGCCACACAGUCCAGCCCCCUUCUCCCACGGAGGAAGACAGAGGGCCCUAGAGAGGGAAGGGACCACAAGAGCCACGCAGUCCAGCCCCCCUUCUCCCACGGAGUAAGACAGAGGGGCCUAGAGAGGGAAGGGACCCCCAAGGGCCACACAGUCCAGCCCCCUUCUCCCUCGAGGAGACCAGGGCCACACAGUCCAGCUCCCUUCUUCCAUGGAGGAAGACAUACGACCCUAGAGAGGGAAGGGCCCCCAAGGCAGCAUGCAGUCUGAGCCCCUUCUGCCAUGCAAGAAUACAUAGCAUCACAUUAGGAAAGGACCCGCAGGGGCCAUCCAAUCAACCCACUUCUGCCAUGCAGGAACUCACAGUCAAAGUACCCCCAUUGACCAAUGGCCAUCCAACUUCUGCUUAAAGACCUCCAAGGAGGGAGACUUCACUACACCCCAGUAACUAACACUGCUUUAAUAAUACUUUUAUUAAUAACUUUGCAUGGCUUUUGAUAUCUUAUUGCUGUUAGCCACCUUGAGCCCCAUUAUUAGGAGAAGAGCAGGAAGUGUUAAUGAAUAAAGUAAAUUGUUAAACAGCGUGUCAACCAGCGCAUAGGCAAGUGGCAUUGAUUCACUGGCUGUGUCCGACUCUGGAGUUGCAUUAGGGUUUAGGCUGUGGGUGCUUAAUGGGGGGGUUAAUCUAGUUGGCCUUUGGGGUGCCCUCCUGCCUGGGAUAGCAAAAGCAGCUUCAUAGUUUUCUGUGGGUUUUGAGGACUAUGAGGCCUUGCUCUACAAAAGUUUAUUCUUGACAUUUUGCCAGCAUCUGUGGCUUUGGCAUCUUCAGAGAAUGUUGAGAUGCAAGAGAGAAGGGUGUAUAUAUGUCAGCUUCAUUUAUAUAUUGCUUCAUGCUACACUAAGCACUCCCUAAGCGGUUUACAAAGUGUAAGCUUAUUGCCCCUCAACCUCCUUGGAACGAUGCAAGCCUGAGUCGAGCCUGAGCCCUUUCGCUGGAAUUGAACUCGCAACCUUGUGCUUUGUGAGUGGCUGCUGUGGAGGCAUUGAACCACUGCGCCACCUGAGCUCUUUCUGACUUUGGAGGGGGCUUCCCUUUGCUGCUCUUUUUCUGACCGCGCUCUCUUUGCCCCCUCCUCUCUUGGCAGCGGUGCUGAAUGCAGAUCCCACGGUGCUGGGCAAAUACCGUGCUGGCUUUAAUGAGUGUGUGAACGAAGUGACGCGCUUCCUCUCCACCUGUGAGGGGGUUACCGCCGAGGUUCGCACCCGCCUCCUCAGCCACCUGGGCAGCUGCAUGAGCCAGAUCAACGCCAUGAACUACCCGGCCCCACCACCGCCCCUCUCGGCCUCUUUUGGGCAAGCCCUGGUCCCAAUCCCCACAGCACCAGCACCCCCGACUGGCAGCGCGGCUCCUUGCAAGCCGUCCAGCAACCCAGUGGCUCCCGGGGAGACCCCAAAGGUCUACGGCGGCUUCCAGCUGGUCCCGGCCUCCAACGGGCAGUUUGCCUUCCUCAUCCCCAACCCAGCCUUCGCCCCCCACAGCAGCGCGGUCAUCCCGCUCUACGCCAGCGCAGGAAUUGGCUCCGGAGGGCUCCUUCCCCCCACGGCUGCCGUCUCACCCGGAUCGGGCCAGUCCCUUCCAGCGGACUCAAUUUGGAGACCUUGGUGAUGGGGCUGCACUGGACGCAGAGGGACUCUGGUUGGAGCAGAGCCUUGGGCGCUUGGACCUGGUGGCCCCCCGGGAGUGGCCAGGGUUUGGGGUCCUCUCCCUCUUCCUGGGGAGGGGGAGGGGGAGUGUGGUUCUUGUGAAUCGACCGCCCUGAAACUCUUGCAUUGUGCCUUUGUAUGGUAGCAAACCCUCCCUGCUUUCCCCUUCCUGUGUCCCCCCAGCGGUGUGGAAUGGGGUGGGCUCGCCUGGGUGGGCAAGAGGACGUCACACCUCCUCAUCCAGCCCCCCUCCCACCCUUCAUUUUCCUUUAUCCUUUUUUAAAAAAGGGCACCAAAGAUUUCUUUGUUUUUGGAAGCUCUGUGACAAACAGAAAGGACUGCUAGCAUCACCCGUUUCUCUGGCAAGGGGACGAUGGGACUUCCUCCGCUUGGCAGCAGGAGAAGCUUGAACGGCUCCCUGCUUUGGAGGAGACGGAGGGAUCGGACGUGGCCCAGUUGGCCACCAUGCGGCCCCUAGCUCCGUGGGGCAAAGGCAGUGGGGCACGGACGGUCCUGAGGCACAUCAGGCUGCUGCUGAAUCCUCCAAAGGGAAACCGCAAGGACAGAGAGGGCCACCAAGAAGAGGAAGGGCCCCUUGGGAUCCGCUGGGGUUUGGCCCCAGGACUUCCAUGGAUACCAGCAUCAAUUCCCAAUAUAUAUAGUGGGGUAGUAAAAUGGUGCCCUUAUAUAAAAAUGGCAAAAUCAAGUUUUUUGUGUGUGUUUUUUUGGAAUUUAUAAUAUUUUUGGAGUAUUUUCAAACUGUAGAUGCUUGAAUCUGUGGAUACGGAGGGCCAGCUGCAAAUGCAGUUCAUGAAAAUAAGUCACAUUCAGCAAACAGACCCAAAUGGAGCCAGUGGUUGGGAUUGUUCUGCGCAGUCAUAGACCAGAACCAUAGAGUUGGAAGAGACCCCAAGAAGGGCCCUGAUCCAGUCCAACCCCCUUCUUCUGCCAUGCAGGAACUCUCAGUCAAGGAGGCUUCAGCGUCUGGCAAUCCUCUGAAUAUCACUGCAGCGUCUUCUGCUGCAACUUGGAGCAGGCAGCUAUUCAUACAGACAAACCAGGUUACAACAGACUGUACUCCUGUUCCUGGCAGUGGGUUUUGCAAUCCGUUUUUGAUAUUGCUCUCAUACCCUUCGAUUAUACUUC
Molecule: messenger RNA, 3133 nt
Organism: Sceloporus undulatus (fence lizard)
Lineage: Eukaryota; Metazoa; Chordata; Lepidosauria; Squamata; Phrynosomatidae
Product: transcription factor HES-1-like
Exons: 1
Coding region: 1575-1949 (124 amino acids)
Source: RefSeq, a predicted model, not a curated record